Paramecium tetraurelia is the source of this 492-nucleotide messenger RNA. RefSeq lists its product as uncharacterized. Lineage: Eukaryota; Ciliophora; Oligohymenophorea; Peniculida; Parameciidae. The transcript has 2 exons. The record is from RefSeq and is a predicted model, not a curated record.
AUGAGUUUUAGUAUACAAUAAUUAUAGUUGAUGUUUGAGGAUAAAGAUAAAAGUGAACCACACACACCAAUGUUUAAUGGAAAAGCAGGUUCUUUAGAUAAAUUUGAUUUUCUUAUUUCAUAAAUCGAAGAAUUGAGAUUAUAAAAUAUUGAAUUUCAAAAUUAAAUCUAAGUUCAUUAGAAUGAAUUAAAUUUGAAAAUAAAGAAUAAUGAUGUAAUAUAAACUUAAAUCAAAGAAAUUGAAAAAUAAAUAUAAAAUGAAAUUAUUGAAAAUAAAUUAUUAACUUUUAAUUACAUAAAAAAACACGAAGAUUGUUUUGAGAUAAAAAAAUAAAUCAUAAAUACUAACAAACAAUAAUAAAUAGUCUCAAUUCCAGAUCUAAACAAUCCUAAUAGACCCUCAGAUUGCUCCACUGCUCCAAGUCCUGGGAUGAAGGUUUAAAUCAAAAGAGCUUAUAAAAAGGGUUCUAGUGUCAUUUUUAGUGACUUUUGA